AAACAGUCAUGCUGGUCAGGCCUCAUAUUUCACAAAAGAGGAAGCAGUCAGAAAAAACACAAGCGGGCAGGUCAAAGAACAAGCUGCAGUGAAAAAUGAGGCACCCUUUCCUACUACAACUCCUGCUCGCCUAUAUCGGGGUGUGUGGUGUUCGGGGGGCUUCAGAGUUUAAGAUCUGUGCCUUCAACCUUCAACAUUUUGGGGAAUCCAAAGCCAAGAAAGAUGAUGUCAUGCAUACACUUGCCAAGAUCAUCACCCGAUGUGACGUGUGUCUACUUCAGGAAGUGAGAGAUAGCAAACAAAAAGCUUUACCCCAAUUGCUUGAGCGUCUUAACAAGUAUGAUAAUUAUCACAAGUAUGCCGCUGUAGCGAGUGAGAGACUAGGCCGAUCUGAAACAUACCAGGAGCAGUAUGUGUUUGUGUACAGGACCGAUACAGUAUCAGUCACAGGCCAGUAUCAGUACCCUGACAACAGACCAGGAGAUGUCGACGCAUUCUCCAGAGAGCCGUUUGUUGUCCGCUUCAAAGCUCCAAAGACAGCUCUUAAGGAGUUUGUUCUCAUCCCGCAACACACCAGUCCAGCUAACACGACUAAAGAGCUUGACGCACUGUAUGAUGUUUUGCAACAUGUGAGAAAGAUGUGGAAAACGGAGAAUAUAAUGCUUCUUGGGGACUUCAAUGCCGAUUGUGCCUACCUAUCCAAGAGGAACCGUGAGAAGUUGCGCUUGCUUACAGAUAAGAGUCUGUCCUGGCUGAUUAAAGAUAAGACCGACACCACUGUUCGUUCAACCACCUCAUGCACGUAUGACAGGAUUGUCGUGCAUGGUGAUGCAUUUGUCAAUGCAGUUGUGCCAUUUUCUGCCAAGCCAUUUGACUUCCAAUUGGAAUACCAACUCACAGAGGAGCAGGCACUCAUGGUCAGUGACCAUUAUCCUGUCGAGGUCCUACUGAAGAACAGCACAGCAAAACUCUCCUUCAGCCUCUUCCUCAUCGCACUUCUUAUAUUCAUAUCCAGAUGAAACAAGCUGUUGGAAUGGACUCCUGUGGAACAGGUGGUGGAGUACAGGAAAGGAAACAAAACAUAUCUUUAAUCAUUACUGUAUGCUAUACCUGCUGAGUUCAAGAGUGAAAUGAUAUUCAGGAAGUGCCAUGCGUAAAACAUGCCUGGGCCUGUCACGAUAAUUAUGAUGACCUUGAUAAAUUGAUAUAUAUAUGUACCGCAGCCUAUCCCAGCUGUCUUCGGGCAAGAGGCGGGGUGCACCAUGGACUGGUCGCCAGCCAAUCACAGAGCACAUAUAGACAAACAACCAUUCACACUCACAUUCAUACCUAUGGACAAUUUGGAGUCGUCAAUUAACCUAGCAUGUUUUUGGAAUGUGGGAGGAAACCGGAGUACCCGGAGAAAACCUACGCAUGCACGGGGAGAACAUGCAAACUCCACACAGAUAUGGCUGAGAGUGGAAUUGAACUCAGGUCUCCUAUCUGUUAGCAUAGCAAUAUGCAUGUGUUUAUUGUAUUUUUAAACUGUUUUUUCAUAUAAAUGUUUCAUUUUUAUUCACGCUAAGUCAGCCGGGAAAGGCUCCAGCAUACCCCCGCGACUCUGAUGAGGAUAAGCGGCAUAGAAAAUUGAUGGAUGGUUUCAUUUUUAUACUGAAUGCACUGGUUGUUCUGCAUUAUUGUAUUUUAUCAUGCAUCUAUUAGUAGAUAUUCAUUCGAAACUAAAGUUCGUGAAUUGUGAACAUUAUCUUCCAUAUUGGAAGAGAUGGCAGUUGUGAUGCUGAAAGAAAUGUUGGCUUUGUGUUUCUAUCAACGCAUUACGUCAACACAAACAAAUAAACACGACCGAGUGGUGUUGUUGAGUUAUGUGUUAUAUGUGAGUGUAGUAAUAUGAAAUUAUGUCACAUCAUUAUGUUCAUCAACCGAGACGCAAAGUCCAGAAAGCUUUCUAAUGGUUUAUUGUUUGAGACCAGGUAUGAUACUUGGGGAAAACUGAGAAUAUAAAAUUAUGAUGACGCUUACCAGUGACCACGUGACCACGCUCUCCACCUCUCUAAGGACAGCGACCUAAACCUGUCACGUGACCACCUAACCUGUCUCCUACACAUACUGUACUUUUAAAAAUUAAUUAAUUAUUUUUUUUUCUUUUUUGGGGGGUUCCCCAGUUUUUUUUAAUUGAACUUUAUUGAGCUGCAUUCUACCGUCACCUCUCUUAGCUUGUUUGAAUUUGGAUUCUCCCAAUUUAAGAGUGUUUCCUGUUAAAUACCUACGCUUAAUUAUGUCACAGUAAAAACAGCUGUACUUUUAAAGAUAUACGAGGCACUUUAAGCCGUUUAGAUAAUAUAAUAAUUUAAUUUCAUUUUCAUUUCCCCUCCCUAUCAACAGUUCCGUUCUACUCCUGCUAGCAUAACAUCACGCUAGACUGGUAGCAGUAGCCUAAAGUGAAAGUAAAUAUGACUCGACAGGGUGGUUAACGACGGACAAAGUAUUCAUUCUUUCAUUCAUUUUUGCUCAACAAAAACAAUGAACUUUAGCAAUUCAGUACAGUAUUUCAAGUCAACAGACGUCAUGGAUCUUUUAUACAGUGACCAGUCAUACAAGCAUGUUUACCGUCACGUGACUCAGCAGCAACAGGCA
Messenger RNA from Doryrhamphus excisus (bluestripe pipefish), 2634 nucleotides. NCBI's taxonomy places the organism in Eukaryota, Metazoa, Chordata, Actinopteri, Syngnathiformes, Syngnathidae. The record is from RefSeq and is a predicted model, not a curated record.